UCUAACCCAAUUCACGUGUCAGAAAAAUGGUUCGCGUCCUCCUCACGGGUGGCAAUGGCUUUGUUGCCAGCCACAUUCUUGAUGCCCUCCUGAGUAAUGGACAUUCCAUAACGAUUACGGUUCGCAGCAAGGAGAAAGGUGACCAAGUACUCGCACGAUACAAAAAUACUACUAAAGCCGAAAUCGCCGUUUGUGUCAUCCCCGACUUUACCGCACAUGGAGCCUUCGAUGAAUGCCUUCAAUCAAGCACAAGCUUGGACGUGGUCAUGCAUGUCGCCUCACCUUUCUAUUAUUCGGCGACUGACAUCAAGCGAGAAUUGCUGGACCCGUCUAUUGUCGGCACCACAUCCUUACUAACAGCGGUUUGCGACCACGCCCCAUCAGUCAAAACCGUGAUCCUCACCUCCUCCUUUGCUGCAAUCCUGAACAGCUACAAGCCCAACACUAUUCCACAGCACACGUACACCGAGUCAGACUGGAACCCGCUUACCAUGGAUGACGCCUUUCAAAAUACAUUGAACGGGUACCGGGCCAGUAAGCUCUUCGCCGAGCGUGCUGCCUGGGACUUGAUGGAUGCUCGGAAGCCCGCUUUCUCCCUCACAACAAUCUGCCCAACGCUAGCGUUUGGUCCCGUCAUUCAACCUCUCUCUUGUCUGGAGGAGAUAAAUAUAUCAAGUCAGCGCAUCUAUAACUUCAUCUCGGGGGCCUACAAAUCGCAGAUUCCAGACACAGGCGUGUCUUUCUUCCUCUGGAUCGACGUGCGGGAUUUGGCUGUGGCGCACGUGAAAGCCAUGGAAGCUCAGCUUACCGCGCGAGGGAACAGAAGGUACCUUUUGACAGAGGGAUACUUCACCAACCAAGACAUCUGUAAGAUCAUUGGAAGGUUGUUCCCGGAGUAUCAAGAUGCGCUGCCGAGCUGCGAGGGAGAGGCUGGUGGGUACCCGAAGGAGGGUGUUUAUGGUUUUAACAAUAGUCGGGCGACGGAGGAGUUGGGAUUGAGGUACAGGACACUGGAGGAAAGUGUAGUUGAUACCGUGAGAUCGUUUAAGGAUGUGCAGCGAGAGUUGGCCCGAUUGGUCAGGAACUGAUGUGAUGGCCCCUGCCUUUGGCAGGCAACGAGUGUGGUUAUCAUUCUAACUAAAGAUAUAGCUUAUGAGAUAAAAGAGAGGGGAUUUUCUUCUUACUCAAGGUUUCCAGUCGGUAACGGGGCCCAUUACGACUUUUAGACCAAUCAAGGCUCUAGAAAUUGACAUGGAUUUUCGACACUCGUAACGGGCCAUAGUUAGUAAUUUACACUACGCGUCCUGUCGUGUUCUGCGCUAACCCCGGGUUUAAUUAGCUUAAUGAUUUCUAUAUAUAGAAUAAUGCAAAAUCAACUCUGCACCCUGGCAUUAAUUAACUCUGCUAGGUUUAAAGUAGGUUAGUAAAAUUAACUAUCUCUUUAAGCGGCAUAAGGCAUCC
This is a messenger RNA of Fusarium redolens, 1461 nucleotides long. RefSeq lists its product as uncharacterized. Gene Ontology annotation, molecular function: oxidoreductase activity, acting on the CH-OH group of donors, NAD or NADP as acceptor. The record is from RefSeq and is a predicted model, not a curated record. The transcript has a single exon. Bases 27 to 1088 code for a protein of 353 amino acids. Lineage: Eukaryota; Fungi; Ascomycota; Sordariomycetes; Hypocreales; Nectriaceae.